CAUUAACAAAAAUCAUAAUCAAUUGUACACGCGACGGCGCGAGUAAGACACAAUUUGCAGACGCCAGCGAAACACAUGUCUCCUUCCCCUUUCUCCCGGAAGCCAUAAAAGGCCGUUUCUUCUCUUCCCUUCCCUUCCCCUGAAAAUCAAACCCUAUUUCACAUAGCCUCAUUUCCCUCACAAAAUGAACACCAGCGUCCUAAGAAAUGGCAACAAGGUUCAAACCAUAUGGAGAAGCCACUAUGUUUCCGAUUCAAUCGGUGUUCCGAUUCACAGAAGCCAUGUCCGACGAGAACCCCAACUUUCCAAAGCUUUUUAUUCCCGAUUUCCUGGUCGGAAAACCAAAGAUUUGGAAUUUUCUGUUCCGGUUCGUAGUAUCAGUAAUAAGACCAAUGGUAGAACGCUAUUGGGUUCUAUUACGAAUAGUGCAGCAAUCGGAUGGUAUUUGGGCAUGAUUAAAACACGACCUAUACUUACUAAAAGCAUCACAUCUGCCCUCAUUUACACUGCUGCCGAUUUUACAUCUCAGACAAUGACAAGGUCUUCUUCAGAGGCUUAUGAUGUGAUAAGGACUUUUCGUAUGGCUGGAUAUGGUAUGAUGAUAUUAGGUCCAUCACUACAUUUCUGGUUCAACUUUGUUUCAAAAGUUCUACCAAAACAAGACCUUUUCACAACGUUUAAAAAGAUUUUCAUGGGACAAGCGAUCUAUGGACCUAUAAUGACUGCCACUUUCUUCUCUGUCAAUGCAGCUCUGCAAGGUGAAAAAGGCAAAGAAAUUGUGGCGCGAUUGAAACGAGACAUGUUGCCAACAAUGAUCAAUAAUGUGUUAUAUUGGCCGGUUUGUGAUUUUAUCACCUUCAGAUUUGCCCCCGUUCAUUUGCAGCCACUGGUGGCCUCUAAAUACUUCUUAAUGCCGCACAAGCCUCUAAACACAAGUGGACUUUGACAUCAGGUCUGUAACCAUAAUGCUAUAACCAAAUAGCAACGUAUUUACAUUUAUUUAUUUUUAUAGCAUUCUAUUUUCAUUUUUAUACAUAUCUAAAAACUCUGUUAUACACAAUAUACAACUAAAGUCAUUAGUCAAAUUGCAAGAAAUGACAACAUACUUUAUUCCUUUA
Molecule: messenger RNA, 1118 nt
Organism: Lactuca saligna
Lineage: Eukaryota; Viridiplantae; Streptophyta; Magnoliopsida; Asterales; Asteraceae
Source: the annotation of a GenBank genome assembly